AUGUGGUUGUAUUUUACAAAAAUUAAAGCUUAUUCAUUAGAUUUACUUUUAAAUAAAAAAAUACUUAUUAGAUCUAUUCCUUAUGUUAAUUUCAUUAUAGCUGAAGACAUUUCAGAUUUUAGUUUGAAUGUUUUUCACACAAAAAAUUUGGAUCACAUAUCAACAGGUUAUAAUAAAAUCGCAUUGCUUGAAAAAGAUAACAAUAAGUACAAAAUCAAAAUAGGUAAUUAUUACAUUUGUCAAAAUAAAGAUGAAAUCUGUAAUUAUAAUCCUCCAGACAAAAAGUGUCUUGAUAAAAAUUUUAAUAAAAUUGACUGUGAUGUCUGUAGAAAUAAAACAAUAAAGGCAUGUGACAAGCAGGUUGAUUUAUGGGAUAUAGAAUUGACAUCUUUAGGCUACAUUAUUAAACAAAAUGAUCAAUGCUUGACUAUAGGAUUUAAACUUUUACUAGAUGAGUGUAAAGAAAGUAAAUCACAAUUAUUUGGAUUUGAAGACUAUGAAUUGAUGAGUUGUGUUGAAAAUUUUAAUUUUAAAAAAGAUCCACAAACUAGAAAGGAAGCUAUAGAUUUAAUUAAAAUGAAUAAAUUGGCACAGCAAUUGGCAAAAAAUAAUCCAAAAAUAAAUAAAAAGUUAAACGAUAAAAAAAAAGAAGAAGCAAUUGAUGAAGUAUUAAAAAAUCUUAUACCAGAUAUUGAAAACAAACCUAAAAUGAAAAAAUUGUGGAAAAACUUAUGGAAUUAUGAUUUUAAAGGAUGGUCUUUGCCAAAAGGAUUUAAAUUAAAAAUGUUUUGUAGCAAAUGGUGGUAA
Molecule: messenger RNA, 807 nt
Organism: Vairimorpha ceranae
Lineage: Eukaryota; Fungi; Microsporidia; Nosematidae
Exons: 1
Coding region: 1-807 (268 amino acids)
Source: RefSeq, a predicted model, not a curated record